UGGCUACAGGUGGACCUCGGUUCCAGGAAGCAGGUGAGCGCCAUAGCAACGCAGGGUCGCUACAGCAGCUCUGACUGGAUGACCCAGUACCGCCUCCUCUACAGUGACACAGGAAGGAACUGGAAGCCAUAUCACCAAGAUGGAAACAUUUGGGCCUUCUCUGGAAACUCCAACUCAGAGAGCGCAGUUCGCCAUGAGCUGCAGCAGGGAAUUGUGACUCGCUUCCUGAGGCUCAUCCCACUGGCCUGGAGUGAGGAGGGGCGCAUCGGUCUCCGGAUAGAAGUUUAUGGAUGCUCCUACUGGGCAGACGUCAUCAACUUUGACGGGCAGGGGGUCAUCUCAUAUCGUUUUAAGGUUAAGAAGAUGAAGAUCAUUAAGGACGUGAUCGCCCUGAGGUUCAAGACAUCAGAAAGUGAGGGCGUCAUUCUCCACGGGGAGGGCCAGCAGGGAGACUACAUCACCCUGGAACUUCGCAUGGCCAAGUUACAACUACAGAUAAACCUGGGCAGUAACCAGUACGGCUCCAUUCUGGGACAUACCUCUGUGACCACCGGCAGUCUUUUGGAUGACAACCACUGGCACUUAGUGAUGAUUGAACGCUACCGUCGCAACGUCAACUUCACCUUGGAUGGACACACUCAGCACUUCAGGACCAAUGGAGAGUUUGAUCAUCUUGAUUUAGACUAUGAGUUGAGUUUCGGGGGGAUGCCGUACAGUGGGAAGCCAGUGGGGGGUGGAAGGAAAAACUUCAAAGGCUGCAUGGAGAGCAUCAACUACAACGGAGACAACAUUACAGACCUGGCCCGCCGGAAGAAGCUCGACACGUCCAGCUUUCAGCGUAAUCUGUCGUUCACCUGCGUGGAGACGCACACCUUUCCCGUCUUUUUCAACGCCUCGAGUUUCCUGCAGCUGCCAGGCCGAGCCAACCACAACACCGUGUCUGUCGGCUUCCAGUUCCGUACGUGGAAUCCAGACGGCCUUUUACUCUUCAGUAAUCUGGAUGACGGCACGUUGGAGAUAUCCCUCGAGGAUGGCAAAAUUACAAUUCAUAUCAAUGUGUCAAAGGGAGCCAGAAACUACAGAGUGGACUUAUCAUCAGGUUCAGGUCUCAAUGAUGGUCAGUGGCACGCUGUGCGUUUGCUUGCUAAGGAGAACUUUGCCAUGCUGACAGUCGACGGYGAGGAGGUGUCCGCUGUGCGUUCCACCUCACCUCUCAGCAUCACCACAGGAGGAACCUAUCACUUGGGAGGGUACUUUCUGCAGACACCGUUCCCACCUUCCCAACGCUCGUUUCAGGGAUGCAUGCAGGCGAUCCUGGUGGAUGAUCAUCCUGCUGAUCUGCAUGCAGUGGAGAAAGGCACUGUGGGAGCCUUUGAGAACGUCAGCCUGGACAUGUGUGCAAUUAUAGACAGAAGACAAAGUGUGGAUGACCGUUGUGAACAACCUGCCACCCAAAACUUURAUCACAGGCUCUAGCAGAGAGAAACGCACCGUCCUGCAGGUCAACUAUAGUGCCUCCAUGGACCAGGUGACAGCCAUCACCACCAGUGCAGAACACUGCGAACAGCAAAUCACCUACAUUUGCCGCAUGUCCCGUCUGCUCAACACUCCAGAUGGGACCCCCUACACCUGGUGGGUUGGUCGAGGCAGCGAGAAGCAUUUCUACUGGGGCGGCUCGGGGCCCGGCAUCCAGAAGUGUGCCUGUGGAAUCGACAGGAACUGCACAGACCCCAAGUAUGAUUGCAACUGUGAUGCAGAUGCUAAACAGUGGAGAGAAGAUUCUGGACUCUUGACGUACAAAGAACACCUGCCUGUCAGCCAGGUUGCCAUUGGUGACACAAACAGACCAGGCUCUGAAGCCAAACUCACCGUUGGACCUCUCCGAUGCCAUGGAGACAAUAACUACUGGAACGCUGCAUCAUUCACCACCCCGUCAUCCUACCUGCAUUUCCCAACUUUUCAGGGAGAGACCAGCGCUGACAUCUCUUUUUAUUUCAAGACGAGCUCUCCCUACGGCGUCUUUCUGGAAAACCUGGGCAACACGGACUUCAUCCGCCUGGAGCUCAAAU
Austrofundulus limnaeus is the source of this 2069-nucleotide messenger RNA. RefSeq names its product contactin-associated protein-like 2. NCBI's taxonomy places the organism in Eukaryota, Metazoa, Chordata, Actinopteri, Cyprinodontiformes, Rivulidae. The record is from RefSeq and is a predicted model, not a curated record.